This is a messenger RNA of Debaryomyces fabryi, 657 nucleotides long. RefSeq lists its product as uncharacterized. Lineage: Eukaryota; Fungi; Ascomycota; Pichiomycetes; Serinales; Debaryomycetaceae. The transcript has a single exon. Bases 1 to 657 code for a protein of 218 amino acids. The record is from RefSeq and is a predicted model, not a curated record.
AUGAAAUUAACCUUAAUUACAUUUGCGACAUUGAUAACUACUUGUUUUGCAGCAAGUAUUCCUCAAGACACCAAUCAUGAAAUGAAUUUAUUCCAAGAAUUGGGUCUUAAUAUGAGUGAUGCCAAUGCGUUGGAGCUCGAGAAAGCUGCUGCAACCGGACUUACAGAUUUAAUCAAUAAGGGUAAAAAAGCAUUUUCGUUGGUGAACGUAUUGAAAGAUGUUUUGGGUACGAUUAGUAACAUCAAUGAAAUCCAAGAAAGUGAAGAAAUGGGCCUUGAAAAAAGAGACUUGGUAGAGGAUUUGUUAGUUAAGGUCUUUGUCGCCUUAAAAAAAUCAGGGCUUGUGAAUUCAAUUGUCAAAAUGGCUUUGACGGAUUGCGAUGUGCGUCCAGCAAUCAUCGAAAUUCUUAUCGAAUUACUCGAGGCGGACGUUAUUCCUUGGGAAGACAUUUUUGUCGCCUUGAAAGAUUCAGGCUUAGCUGUUGACGUCAUUAACGAGCUUUUCACUGACCCAGAAACAAGAGAAGGUCUCGUACAAUUCACAACAGAACUAAUUCCCGACUUAUUAGCAUCUGGAGCUCUCAGUGGAAAAGACUUUUGCGUAGUACCAUCAGCUCGUAUACAAUUGAUCAAUGCUACAAUUCCAAAUUUUAAAUAG